Molecule: messenger RNA, 2548 nt
Organism: Acanthoscelides obtectus
Lineage: Eukaryota; Metazoa; Arthropoda; Insecta; Coleoptera; Chrysomelidae
Source: the annotation of a GenBank genome assembly
CUUAUUAAUUGUGUCAAUGUCUUUAGAUCUGGUGGAAAAACAGCGUAUCCUGAAACUCUUCCUUUUUGUCACUAUUUUGUUUUAUUCCUAUUAUUUGCCAGCACAAACGUAGACCGUUCUAGCAACGUCGCGUUAUGGCACAAUGACGGAUAGUUCGCGUUCGGAGAACGAGCAAAACGAUAUUGAUGGCUAAAAAUUCGAGCCAUUUGACUUUUUUAAGCAAAAGCCCCUAGAGUUUUACGCCAGCGGGAUAAUAAUUCUACCAAAACGUUGGAAUGAAGUUAUACAUAGCCAGUAUGGUAUUGAUUGAAUAAAUGUGUCAAAUAGGUUCAAAAUCAGCACAACUUUUUCAACACCCAAUGCACUUAAUUCAAGGUAAUAUUAGUUAUUACAUGGUACCGAUCUCUUGAAUUUGGUUUAAAAUAUACUGCUUCUGGAAACAGUUUGAAGAAGUUUCAUAGACAUGGACUAAAAUAGCAUGAUAUCAAAUAAUGAAAAUUUCUUGAAACAAGAUCUAGCCUCUUCAGCCAAGUGUCCUUUUUAUUUGCUUGUUUCACGAAACAGUUGUCUGUUUCCAGGUAUUGUGUAGUACCAACUCCACAGUUACUGGAUGACCCGAGACAGCGGCGGAUCUUUUUCUCAAAUCCCACUGUUGGUUGCCCGUACGAAAACUCCAGAUCCGCCACUGAGUAUGGAGACUUGGCCCACUAUUGGUUUUCAAACUAUUACCUAUAGUGUGCUUCGAUAGUCGACAUAAUUGGAAGAAAGAAACUAGUGGUACUAUCUUCAAUACCAGCCAUAGCGAAUUGGUUGGUUCUGGGCUUAGCUAGCGUACCCAGCAUUUUCUUCGUAGGAAGAUUCAUGUCUGGAUUCCUUGAUGGUAUAUCCUUCACGGUGGUUCCUAUGUAUGUUGGGGAAAUCUCAGAGCCUCAAAUCAGAGGGCUACUGUCUUCAGCAAUACCUACAACUACGGUUAUCGGAUUCCUCAUCAUCAACAGUUUAGGUGCCUAUCUUCCACUAGAUACCGUAUCUUAUAUCUGUACCAUCAUACCAGUCCUCCUUUUAGUGACAUUUAGCUGGAUGCCAGAGAGUCCAUACUACUUCCUUAUCAGAGGAAACAUCGAUGCAGCAAAAAGAAGUUUACAACAACUCAGAGGCACUAAAGAUGUCAACGAUGAGUUCCAACGAAUUGCUGAAGCUGUAAGGGCAGAACAGGAGAACAAAGGAUCGUUCUUCGAUUUGUUUACUGUGAAGAGCAACAGGAAGGCGGUUACUGUUACAUUAGGUCUUUUCACCAUUCAGCAAUUCAGCGGCAGAUCCGUCAUCAUUUUCUACUGCAAGACGAUCUUCGAGCAAUCCCACACCGUCAUUUCUGCAGAAACAGCCACCAUACUCUACUUUGCAGUGAUGUUGUUUUUUUCUGUCGUCACUUCCAUCGUAGUAGACUUCUUUGGCAGAAGACCUAUGCUAAUUCUGUCCGUUAGCUGUACUGCCAUGGCGCUGCUAACUAACUCCGUUUUCCUGUAUCUAACAAACUGCACAAAUGUGGACACCUCCCAGCUCACUUUUAUGCCCAUUGUGGCUCUCAUAGGUUUUGUAGUCACAUUCAGUUUAGGUCUUCAGACCAUUCCGCAUCUCAUUAUGGGUGAGAUCUUUGCUACUAGUGUUAAAGCAUUUGCUCUUUGCCUUAUGGACAUCUACAAUAGCAUUGUUGAGACUAUAAGCUCGAAAUAUUUCCAUUGGACCAACGAUACAUGGGGUCUUCAUGUUCCUUUCUUUUCAUUCUUUACAUGCUGUAUCUUAGGUUUGUUCUUUGUUAUAUUUUAUGUGCCAGAGACCAAGGGCAAGACAUUGGAGGCUAUUCAGGAUGAUUUGAAGGAGAGGGACAGGGUUCCAGGUAGCAAGAAAAACAGUACACUUGAUAAACCAAGAUUAUCUCACGAUGGGCAUUAGCACAUUGAAUGUUUAGACUUAUUAUUAAGUGCGCUGAGAUUAAGACCGCUUUCUUCGUUCUAUCCUCCAUAGCAACUAUAAUAUAUAUAUAUAUAUAUAUAUAUAUAUGGACACUUCCCACCUUAUGGUCACAUUCAGUUUGGUUCUUUAGGCCAUUUUGCUUUUCAUCGUGGCUAAAAUCUUCGCUACUAGUGCCGAAGGUCUUUACCUUAUGGGCAUCCACAAUAGUAUUGUUGAUACUAUAACCUCGAGAUAUUUCCAUUGGACCAACGAUACAUUGGGUCCCAGUGGUACUCCAACUCGUUCAAGUAUUGUCAUCAAUUGGAAUCUUAUAAAUAUGGUAAUUUGAUUUUUUCGCCAACUACUUAAAAUAAUUACUUGAUAUUCGAAAUGUUUCUUAAUUUUAUUGUAUCUUUGCUGUAUAAUACCCAAAGACUAAAUUAAAAAGUAGUUGUAGUUUGUACAAAAAACUUCUCUCUACCAGAGGAGUAUCCGAGACUUGUUUGAAGUUGCAUUUUAUUUUUCUAAGUUUACAUUUAAGCUCGCCUGUACGAGAUUUUUGUACGUACUAUGUAUUGUGAUAAAAAUAGAAUAU